This is a messenger RNA of Nylanderia fulva, 4608 nucleotides long. Its product is annotated as putative peptidoglycan muropeptide transporter SLC46. The record is from RefSeq and is a predicted model, not a curated record. Gene Ontology annotation, cellular component: membrane. NCBI's taxonomy places the organism in Eukaryota, Metazoa, Arthropoda, Insecta, Hymenoptera, Formicidae. Gene Ontology annotation, molecular function: transmembrane transporter activity. Gene Ontology annotation, biological process: transmembrane transport.
GAUUCGACGACGCUCCCUGUUUACGCUCAGUUGUCAUCAUCCGUUCAACAUCGGAUCAUCGCGAUAGUCGAUGUAGUGCAAUCGAUUCUUUUGGCUAACGAGUCUCUUGCGUUCUCAUUGAAAAAAAAAAAUCGUGCGCCAGGUGGUGCGAAAAUGCUCGUCUUCGCGCGACCCCUCAAAGUCACUCGCGUCUUGUUCUCGAUUAAGAGAAGCAACACGUUCGGAUAAUUCCAGAUUAGUAAUUACUUCUGUGGCAGGGAAGAAUUUUUGUAAUAAGGAGAAAAACGAAUUGCGAAUGAUCGAAGACUGCGCGUGAUCAAUCAUUCGAAUGGAUUGCUCGGUGAAAGAAGCUUAUGCAAUAGAACUGGCAAAGUAAUCGCACGGUUUCGUGUGUAGCUUCUUACGAAUCGUUGACAUCAUCCGAGUACAAGAACAUUCGCACUUCGCAAGAGAUUUCGACACUAACUUUGGGAUCUCGAUUUGCAUUAUUCAACACUUUCUAUAUAAUAUCUCCUUCAACGUAGUAACUCACAGUUAACAAACACUUACGAUCGGGAAUCAAGAUUAUCGACAAGAAGGAACAAUGUACCGUCGAACAGUGAGAUAUAUGAAGCCGAAAAAGAUCAUCAUUCGUCGACGCAAGAAUAAGUACUCUUUAGGUAGAAAGAUGAACAUGAUAAUUAUUACUCGUCGUCCAUUUAUGAAUAUGUCACUUUCAGUCGAGAGUGAACUAGACUUUAUGUAACAUGGCAUUUAGCAGAAGCACGUUUCCAUAAAGAAAUAUUCGGGACAUGUCAGCUCGUUAUGUUCCAUUGCAAGAAGACCUCCACGUGUCGAGGUAAUUACCAUGUUCUUGAUGCAUCAGAGAAAGGAAACGAAUAUAAGAUAGAUAAAGCGGUCUUCGAAGAAGAGUAGAGUUAAGUGAGAGAGAGCAAAGUAGGAAGAUUACAGUCCUCGAACGUCGUUAACGGAGACUAACCUUGACCCGAAAAGUAAGCGGAAUCGGAAGCGAUUCGCCGGGCGCUAGAGCAUUAGCCGCUUAAUGUCUCGUAGAGUCUCGGAUUGUCGUAAAAAGCGAUCGCGAUAGGUUCUAGGUCUUGGGUUGGGGUCUUGUCGACCGAAGACGGAUGAACUCGCGCGUUGCAGGAGCGGCGCCGUAGGCCGAUCGUAUAGGAAAGAGCGUAACGGAAAGCAAAUCCAGGGAGCGAAGAGGGGAUAGGUAGUGGUACGGGACGCUGGCGGUGACCGGUGAAGGAAGGAGAUAGAGCACCGUCGCGUCUUGUAAUGCACGAUGGUGCAUUAGCCCGGAGUCGCGAGACCAACGUGCGAUUUCUCUCGCGCUCUCGCAACCGAACUCGCACCUGCUGAACUCGGGCGUCUUCUUCGAGAGCCGUUCCUCGAAAGUCGUUGAUCGCGCCGAUGGACUUGGGCCGAUCCAUACAUUCGGAAAGAGAGACCUCGUAUAUGAUUCCACUCGUCUCCGUGUUAAAGUGAGAUUUCCUCUUUUUCUUUCACGAAAGAUAUGUCCGAAAUCACGACGACCAUCGGUGCGCCUGCAGGGCUCACGCCGGAGAAAAAGCAAGUGCCAGAUAAAUCCGACCAAGCUGUCACUUGGAAGUCUAUGAGUAUCCAACAGAAAUGGUCCUUUUUAACUAGCAAUAUCACUGUCGAGCCGAUGGUCGCGUGUUAUGUGAUUCCUAGCGUGCUCUCUGGCCUGGCUACGCAAAAUCUUAUCCUCGAAAAGGCGUGUCGAGUGAAUCUGGCUUAUCCGGAUGAAGUAUGUUCGGCUCUGUCCGCCAGAAACACCACCGGCCUCGAGGCUGAAGAGACCGCGGUUCAACAGCUGGUGGCGCGGAUGCAAACUUGGAAGACACCUCUACAAAGCGCCCUACCGACCAUUCUGAUUCUCUUUAUGGGUGCAUGGAGCGAUCGUACCGGCUUGAGAAAGCCUUGCAUGCUGCUACCGAUCAUUGGCGAGUUCUUCAGCAGCGUCACCCUUAUCGCUUGCACGUACUGGUUCCAAGAAUUGCCCAUGGAGGCGGUUGUCCUGGAGACGUUGUGGCCUGCGUUAACCGGUGGCUGGUUUACCAUGUUUAUGGGCAUCUUUAGUUACAUAGCGGAUAUCACGUCCGUAGAAUCGAGGACACUUAGGAUCGGCGCGGCCAACGUUUUCCUAUCUCUCGGGGUGCCAAUUGGCAUGGCCUUAUCGGGGAUAUUGUACACAAAGCUGGGUUUUUACGGUGUCUUUUCUAUCUCGAUGGUGUGUUACAUAAUGAGCUUUGUGUACGGAUUAGUGGUCAUUAAGGAACCGCCGAGGGUGCUUGCGGAACGUGCGCGAAAAAAGACCCUUCCAAGCAAGGGCAAACGAAUGUCGUUGUGCGCCUUUAUUCUCGACUUUUUUUCCUUGAGACAUAUAGAAGAAACGUUUCGCGUAGCGUUCAAGAAAGGGGCCAACAAUCGCCAGAAAAGGGUCAUCGUGCUCAUGGUUAUUAUUAUGGUUGUCAUCGGACCCCUUUACGGUGAAAUGGCGGUUCUCUAUCUUUACAUGCGAUAUCGAUACAAUUGGAACGAAGUGACGUUCAGCAUGUUCUCCACGUUUGGCAUGGUAACUAAUCUGAUCGGCACCGCGAUCUCCGUCGGUAUUUUCAGUCACAUCCUCAAGAUAGAUGAUGCGAUUGUGGGUAUCAUGAGCUGCAUGAGUAAAAUUUUAGCAAGUUUUGUCUACGCGUUCGCCACAAGUACUUGGAUGGUCUACGUAGCUGCUAUCGUGGAGAUUGUAAACGGUACAUCUUUUAUUGCUAUGAGAUCAAUAGCGUCCAAACUCGUACCUACAGACGAACUCGGUAAAGUCAAUUCAUUGUUUGGCGUGUGCGAGUCAUUAAUGCCGCUUGUUUACGGACCCAUGUACAGCGCCAUUUACGCUGCAACCAUGAAAACGUUUCCGGGGACUUUUUUCAUCGCCGGAGGGACCAUGACAAUGCCCGCGGUAUUUGCGUUCUUCUGGUUAUACACGGAGCAUCGAAAGGAUCGUAUGAUGAAGGAACAGAAGGAACCCGAAGCUAUGAUCAAUCAAAAGAACGAGGACACGAUAGACCACAAUUUGAAGAAUCUUCGGAUCAUAGACACACAAAAGAGUAUGCAAAAGACCGAAAUGAUGAAUGGCAUAGAUAACGCGGCCUUCGAAUCUGAGAAAUUGUGAUCUCACGAUUUACGUGAUCCUUUUUUUAAUGUGUGAAGACGUAUGAUACAUUAAUAAUACCUCAUCACAAAAAGAAAGGACUGAAAGAGCAUCUUAAGGUCAGUGCUAAUAAAGUACUGAUCGAGAAGCUAUUGAUAAAGAAAUUAACGAAUUUUAAAGGAUACCAAAGUAACUUCGAAGCAGAUACAUAUAUUAAACAAUAAAAUUCGGGGUUUUCCGGUGAAUCACAGAUUCCAGAAUCCGGUGAAUUAAAGAUUUUCCGGUGAAUCACAGAGAAAAUUGAUUUUUAAACUUUCGGGAUUUGUUAAAGAUAAACAUUCUAAAAAGAUAAACUAUUUAUCAGAGAACAUAACAAACAUAUAUUCGGAACAAAAUUUAUCAGAAUUUAUUUUUGAGCUUUUCUUAGAUCCCGGAAAAUUUCACAAAAAUAAAUUAAAAUUCGAAACUAUCGCAUCUUUCAAAUCCUAUGCAAUUGCUAAUAGUUACCUUCUUCAUAAAGCAUUAAAGUACAAUUUAAGAUGUACAUAAAAAUUUUGUUAACUUUUUUUCUAUCCAUGACUUCAUUUAUAGUAAUUUGUGGAUUUUUUCCAACAUUUUCAAAAUAUAAAGACAUUCAGAAUAAAUAAAGGAUAACUUAUGAGCUUAAUUUAACAAUAGCUAAAAUAAUAUAUAUCGAGAGUUAUUAAAAAAAGAUUAUUUUUUAAGAAAACAUAAUUAUUAAAGCAAUUAUUUUAGAAAAGACAAAGUCUCUCUUCUUAUUUUCAGAGAUUACAAGAGACAUUAGUUUACUAGUAUACAGACAUACAGUGAAGAUCCAUCUGUGGCACAUUUUUUUUUAUAGUAAAAUCUUUUCUAACAAAUAAGAUAAAUGUGAUGUAAUAUAUCUCAUAGUUUUCAAUUUUGGUAUUCGUUUAAAAGCGACCAAUUAUAUGCAACAAGGGCGUCUUUGAUAGUGUGGCGUUAAACCCGAUACUCAGAUUUUUAUUUAACGAUCUACAUAUAUUCUUUAUGCUGAAUAUAUAGAUAUACGUUACUAGUACAAACUGUACUUAAAAACACAUUAUAACGUAAAAGAUUAUAGUGUAAAAGAAGUAUACACAUCACACAAUUAAUCAUAUUAUAUAACAAGAUUAAUCAGUGUCCGACUGCACAAAUUCUUAAUAACAAGCUCGCAAAAGAAUAUAAAUAUUUUUUCUUCUAAAUGUAAAUUGUACAAAGCGCACGAUAAAGACGUGCUAAUUAAUAUAUUUCAAUUAAAAGAUUUUAUCGAAUAAAGCUUGAUCAGAGCGUAUAUCAAUAAUCUCGUUUAUAAUUAAUUUUAAGUAAAGCUUAAUACAAAUUUUAUUUGAGAUUUAAUAUACAUGUAUAUUCGCAUAUACAACAAUAUACAUUCAAAAUUGAAAAACAAA